Molecule: messenger RNA, 1887 nt
Organism: Enterobius vermicularis (human pinworm)
Lineage: Eukaryota; Metazoa; Nematoda; Chromadorea; Rhabditida; Oxyuridae
Source: the annotation of a GenBank genome assembly
AUGACGACUAUUGUUGAUGUAAAGGUGAUAAAAGGUCAUGUGAUGUUACUUCUAAUUGUUUUGCAAAUUCUAUUCCACUUCGGAAGUUGCAUACCAAAACGUGGUAAUGAACCGUGGUCAAUAAUACUGUGUAAAUUUGCUGAUAAUGACUUCGAACCCAAAUCCAAACAGUGGGUUCAGCGGUGGAUCAACGGUAUUAAUCAAACCGGUACUUUUUUGUUUUAUUUUACUUUAUUUUGUUUAGUUGUUCGCUGUUUUUUAAAAGGCUGGUCAACCCAUCUCUUUAGCUCCACGUUUUCUUCGAAAGAAGGCUUAGGAUCUUUCAGCUUAAAUCUGAAUUUGGAUGCCUCUGCUUUACUUUUGGUGCACUCUUGUGAAAAACCUGAAAAUCGAGUAAACAAUUCAGAUUCAAUUGAACAAUACUUUGACGACGUGUCUAAUAAAGUGUACUCGAUAAAGGGUUCUCAAGUACAUGGCUGGCAUACUUUACAGUACAGUCUUGAAGAAACUCGUAAACUUGCUGAAACCGAUGCAGAUCUUCAAGCUAAUCAAGCGGAACGUUAUUUUGCUCUUUACGACAAAAUAAAACAGUUAUGUAUCAGAGCUGCCGAAGAAGCUGGCGACUACUUGCAUGAACGAAAGAUUACAAUGAUAAAUGCCGAACACAGUGCUGUUUAUGGUAAAAAAUAUGGAAUUCUGGUCACUCCAGAGUUGUUAUUUAGUUCUGUAAUAACGCAUGAAAUGGUACACAGCUUCUUCAUUGGCCACUCAUACAGUGAUCGAAACGUAAAGGUAUUUCCACAUGCCGCAGUCGGUGAAUAUGAUGACAUUUAUGAUCUAAUGAGUACAGCCAAUGCGAUGAUGCACAAGUCACCAUUUGGUUUUGGGGGUCCCGGACUUAACGGACCGCAUCUGGACUACCUGGGAUGGCUACCAAUGCAUCGCAUACUGUUCUUUGGAAAAAAUGACAAACAUAACUAUACAUUACGCCUUUCAUCAAUUAGUGUGCCACAUCAAAGUACGAAGGGGUGGCUUUUGGUUUUAAUUCCAUAUGACAGAGACAAUCCCAACAAUGUUUUUACGGUUGAGUUCAGGACUCAAUAUCAUCAGGAUGCUGGAAUUCAACGGAAUGCUGUGGUUAUCCAUAAAAUUAAACGAGUAGGGUCAAGUUAUUACUCGGCUGUCGUUACACACUCGGAAAGCAAGUACGAGCGCACUGAAGGAGAGGAAUGGAUCAAUUUCUUAGGACUGGACAGUUUGUCAAAACAGCGAUACAUCAGGCUACGUGUAGAAAGAAUCAAUUCGGCUCUGCAGUAUGCUGAUGUUAGGAUUAUGUCAACAUUUGAUCCGGUAUGCAUUUUGGAUGUUUACUCUGUGAAAUCUUUCUCUUAUCUUAAAAUUAAUAGUAAAAUUAAAAAUUUUCAGGACGCAUGUAAUGUUGAAGAAGUAGAUGUAAAACUCACUAACGAAGUUCCAGCUUCCAACAUCGACCAUAUUUGUGUGCCGAAAUCAGCAAAUUAUAACAAAAAACAGCUUUUUGAAAUCCAAGAAGCUCGACACAGAUUUUUCAAAGAUCGUAAAACAUUUGGGAUGAAUGAAUGUGUUUCUGGAAAAGUUUGGAGAGGAAUUGAUCCAUACGAUUACGUUUGUGUAAGGCCAUCACGGGUUGGCGAUUUUAAAAAAGAUGAUGAACCAAAUUCAUCUAGAAAAACGACAGAUGGCUGCAUAAAUCCCUAUGUAUUACGAAAUGCUUUUUAUGGAGAUACAGCUUGCGUUACAGUUUUAGAUCGGUUGCAGAUACGUGUAGAAAACUAUAGAAAUCGUGAAAAUAUCAAAAAUUACAAUUUUUUCAACGGAGAAGAUUCCGUUGAAGAAACGAGCUCAUGA